AUGGACGAGUUUUUGGCCUUUGACAAGGAAGACAGGGAGCAGCAGCAACGGCAUGAACAUAUGCCUAAAGAAGAUAGGAUCAAGAAGCGAGAAUUUUCAUCUAAAUCAAGCCAAAGUGCCAUAAAAAGAAAGAGGGAAGGAAUUCGUCAAGUUCCUGCAAGCUCGCUUUUGUCGACUACUAGUCCUUGGAUGGAGUAUGCGGCGCAUUCCUUCCUCUCGCCAAAUCAUACCAUUUCAGAAAAAAGGCUGGCAUACUGGAAGCACUAUGCAUCAUUGCAUCCGAUUGUGCAGCUCCAUGAAGAGAUAAUUGCAUUUGAACAGUACAUUUCACCAACACCAUCUGAGAUGAAGGCUAGGUCUGACCUACUCCAGCGGAUAGACAAUGUGGUGCAAGAAUUAUGGCCAGGCUCAAAGGUCCCUUUGGGCGUCUCUUCUUUCGGCUCGUUUUACACGCAGCUCUAUUUGCCCACUUCAGACGUUGAUCUUGUGGUAAUAGGAAAUAGCGGAAAAUCGGGUCUGAGGCGGCUGGCUUCUGAACUCGUCAAACAGGGCCUGGCAGAACAGCACUCGAUCAAGGUCAUCUCCAGAGCAAGGAUCCCAAUUAUAAAAUUCACCGAAAAAAAGUCCAAAAUUGUGGUGGACAUCAGUUUUAAUCAAGAGUCCGGAGUUGAAGGCUCUGAGAAGCUACGUCGUUUGGUCGGGAAAUGGCCCGGAAUUCUCCCGUUGCUUUUGGUUCUCAAGCAGUUUCUGCUCAAUCGCGGUCUGAACGAGGUGUAUUCUGGCGGGUUGAGCUCGUACGGCCUAAUCCUACUUUGCGUGUCUUUUUUCCAGAUGCAUCCGAUGAUCCAGGCUCGGCUAAUCCGGCCAGAAGAAAAUUUGGGCGUGCUGCUGAUCGAAUUUUUUGAGCUGUUUGGCAAGUGCCUGUCGUAUGACCGCGUUGGCGUUUCCGUGUUGGGACGAGGCUCCUAUUUCGAAAAGGGCGAAAGAUUUCCUAUAUCAAACCACCACAGCGGGCAUUUGCUUGCAGUGGAGGAUCCCUACGAUACUUCGAACGACGUCACCAAAGCUUCCUUUUCGAUUUCGGUGGUCAGGCAGGCAUUCGGAUACGCGUUUGAAAUUCUUACGGCGCUGGUGGGCGAGCGAUUGCGGAUGCUUCUCGAUCCGGAUCCAGAACGCGUGGCCAGUUUGAAAGGACUGGCCGCACUGCCACCGUCACUGCUGUCUUCGAUAGUAGUUGUCCCCGAAGAUGUCCGUAAUCGUAGGCUCCAGUAA
Molecule: messenger RNA, 1272 nt
Organism: Mitosporidium daphniae
Lineage: Eukaryota; Fungi; Microsporidia
Exons: 3
Coding region: 1-1272 (423 amino acids)
Biological process (GO): RNA 3'-end processing
Cellular component (GO): TRAMP complex; nucleolus
Molecular function (GO): mRNA binding; poly(A) RNA polymerase activity
Source: RefSeq, a predicted model, not a curated record